Molecule: messenger RNA, 1632 nt
Organism: Asparagus officinalis (garden asparagus)
Lineage: Eukaryota; Viridiplantae; Streptophyta; Magnoliopsida; Asparagales; Asparagaceae
Exons: 4
Coding region: 238-1428 (396 amino acids)
Source: RefSeq, a predicted model, not a curated record
AAUCAGCUUUUUUCAACCAGCGCCUAGGGUUACCUCCUCUUUCGUUCAACCAGCUUUUUUUUCACCUUUCUCCUCCGCUCCUGACUGCAACUCUGUUCGGAGAAGAAGAAAAAUCGGCGCCAAGUCUCCGUCGUUUGCUUCCCUUCAAGUCGGAGAAGGAAAAACCGGCGACUCCAAGUCUCCGUCUCCGUCGUUUGCUUCGCUUCAAGAUCCGCUCGAGGAAAGGAUUUGGUCGAGAUGGACAGAAAUGAAGUUAUGCGUAGGAUGAACAAUGCAGCAGCUGUUGCUACUGUACUAGUUAUGCUAAUGGUAUUCAUACGCCGAUAUCAACAUCGUCCACUUAAAAGACGUAACAUCCCUCGUCAUCCUUCGUAUGUAAGAGACUUAGACAAACAUUCUCAUAUGCGUCGGAUAUUAAAUGGUAGUACAUCGAGUUGUCAAGACUAUCUCAGGAUGCGUAUUGGACCUUUUAUGAACUUAGCUCAAAUGAUGAGAGAUGGGGGCUUAUUGAAGGACACAAUCCAUGUUCCUAUAGAAGAACAGUUGGCUACAUUUCUCUACAAAAUGGGACACAAGUCUAAAAAUAGGGCUCGCAGAAUUGACUUCAUACGUUCCGGGGAGACUAUUAGCAGGUAUUUCAAUAAAGUUCUAGGAGCUAUUUUUUCUCUUCGGGAUAGGUUCAUGAAACAAGCCCCAAAUGAAACUUCGGCAGAAAUUAUGGAAUCUAGUCAAUGGUUUCCAUUUUUCAAGGAUUGUAUUGGUCUAAUAGAUGGAACACACAUAGAUGCAACAGUGCCAACUAAAGAUGCUCCUAAAUUUAGAGGACGCAAAGGGAUCACACAAAAUGUUUUGGCUGCAGUAACACCAAAUAAACGAUUCACAUAUGUGAUGGCUGGUUGGGAGGGAGCUGCAAAUGACUUCACAAUUCUUAAGGAUGCACUAUCCUUACCCCCACCAAAUGGUUUGAGAGUCUACGAAGGGAAAUAUUAUUUGUGUGAUGUUGGAUACCCAACCAUGCCGGGAUUCAUUGCUCCUUAUCGUGGUGUACGAUAUCACUUGAAAGAACAUAGUGGAAGAGUUCCUAACAAUCGUCGAGAGUUAUUCAAUCUUCGGCAUUCAACGCUUCGUAGUAAGAUAGAAUGCACAUUUGGAAUCUUGAAAAGUCGAUUCAAGAUUCUUUCUGCCAAACCUCAUCAUCCUUUCCCAAGUCAAGUAAACAUCGUAAUUGCAUGUACUAUUUUACAUAAUUAUAUUGCUAUUAUUGAUCCGAAUGAUAAGUUCUUGAAUGAGUUUAUGCAUGUAAAUGAGGAGGAUGGAGAUAUCUUGAAUGAAGAUGCACCCAUUAUUGAUUUUACACAACAAAUGACUCAACGAGAACAACUUGAUACGCGGGAAGAGUGGAAGUCACGACGAGAUCAAAUUGCAUAAGAAAUGUGGAUUGAAUAUUGUAAUCGACAUCGUAAAGGAGUCACGUAUGAGACACCUUUUUGAGAUUUAUAUGUAAUGUUUGUAAUGUGCUAUGUUAUGCAAUUUAAACUUUGUUAUGAUUUGUAGGAUUUGAACAUUUCAACAUGUAUGCAAUAUGGUAUGUAAUGUUGCUUUAUGUAGAAUUUAAACUUGUGAUUUGUAGGA